Molecule: messenger RNA, 998 nt
Organism: Populus nigra (black poplar)
Lineage: Eukaryota; Viridiplantae; Streptophyta; Magnoliopsida; Malpighiales; Salicaceae
Product: protein LEAD-SENSITIVE 1-like
Exons: 2
Coding region: 77-541 (154 amino acids)
Source: RefSeq, a predicted model, not a curated record
GGGAGGUCUCUAAAAGCUACUGAUAUCGAGCACAAAAGGCCACAUCCUGACCAUUAAGCUUGAGAGAAAUUAAGAGAUGGCUGGUUUCCUAGACGAUGUUGCUGAUAUGGUAAGAUCACCAUUCUUCCGAGAGAUCGAGGUUAGUGAACUAAAAGCUGGCGAUCAUAUCUAUUGCGGGAGGAAGCUAGGCUUCGUUUACACUCAUCAUGGAAUAUACAUUGGAGAUGGGAAAGUCAUUCACAACAUGGGCAAAAAUGGGAGUGGCAAGAAAAAGGCAUGCAAAAGUCGUCCACAAUGUGGCUAUGAUGGAAGAGGUGGGCUGGUGGAAACCUGCGUGGAAUGCUUUCGAGCUACAUCAGGAUUCCUUACAGGCACAAAACUCUAUCUCUUUCUCUAUGGAGUACCCAAAUUGGAGUGUGAGAUCCGUUUACGUACCUAUUGCAGUCCAAAGCAAUCUAAACCGGCCGAUGAAGUUGUGGCCAAAGCAAGAGAGAUGUUAGAAUCAAAAAGGCAAGGUGGCACGCUAUGGCUUUUUCUUUAACAACUGUGAGGAUUUUGCAACAUUAUGCAAGACAGGAACUGCCUUUUGUACCCAAUCUGAAUUAUUGUUUGGUAGAGUUGGGUACCCCAUUCUGAAGCAGCUAGUGCAAAGCAGCUGACCAGAAUGUGUGCACACGGCUUCCGAGUAAUUGAGUCCUGCCUGCACUCAGUCUGUAUAUGUUUCUGCAAUAUAUAUAUAGCAAUAUCGAUCUACCAUAAUUAAUAUGCCGAGAAAACUUCAAGUCUAUCUUGUGCUGGGGCUCGGUCUUGGGAUCAUAUCAAUAUGCAAGUGUGUCUGCAUGUCUGUCUGUCUGUCUAUGUUCUCUCUUUCAAGAAUAAGGUUGCUAUCGAGUUGUAACCAACGAAGAUGUCGUGUAAUACUGCUAGCUUUCUCCCAAAACAAAGCAUGCAUGGAGUUUGGUCAUGUUCUUAAUCGCAAGUUUAAAGAAUAAAACAAA